AUAGAGAAACUUGUUGAUUUAAUCAUGCCCGAGACAGUAGCGCCGAAAGCGCCCAAGAAGGGCUCCAAGAAAGCCGUCACCAAAGUUGGCCCCAAGGGCGGCAAGAAGAGGAGAAAGACCAGGAGGGAGAGCUACGCCAUCUACGUGUACAAGGUGCUGAAGCAGGUGCACCCCGACACCGGGAUCUCCUCCAAGGCCAUGAGCAUCAUGAACUCGUUCGUCAGUGACAUCUUCGAGCGUAUCGCGUCCGAGGCUUCCCGCCUGGCUCUCUACAACAAGCGCUCCACCAUCUCGUCCCGGGAGAUCCAGACCGCGGUCCGCCUGCUGUUGCCCGGUGAGCUGGCCAAGCACGCCGUGUCUGAGGGAACCAAGGCUGUAACCAAGUACACCAGCUCCAAGUAAACUGUUGACACCAGUUUCUAAACCCAACGGCUCUUUUCAGAGCCACUCACUUCUACAAAGAGUAAAUACUCUCUCUUCAUAGAAAAUGAUGUUUAAUUAACUUAAAAAACCCAGAGUAAUUCACUAUGUUUGAUGUACAACACCUUUUGAUUUAAUAUGGAGGUCCUCAACUUGAUCUGUCAAAUUCAUGCCACCUGACACGUUGGUCUUUGUUGAUGCAUGAAUCUCAUUUUGCGUUAUUUUAUAUUGAAACACUGAUAUAUCAUAAAUACUAUCUUCUCAUUCUCCCCCUAAUGACCAAACUUGACACUCCAUGUCCUCCAUGUUUGAGACCAUGAAUAGUCCAUGAAGUCUAGUACAGUAUAAAGGACAUAAAUUUUA
This is a messenger RNA of Solea senegalensis (Senegalese sole), 783 nucleotides long. Its product is annotated as histone H2B 1/2-like. Gene Ontology annotation, cellular component: nucleosome. Gene Ontology annotation, molecular function: protein heterodimerization activity; DNA binding; structural constituent of chromatin. The transcript has a single exon. The coding region runs from base 25 to 402 and encodes 125 amino acids. The record is from RefSeq and is a predicted model, not a curated record. NCBI's taxonomy places the organism in Eukaryota, Metazoa, Chordata, Actinopteri, Pleuronectiformes, Soleidae.